AUGGGUGACAAUUGUAAUUGGGACAGUUUUAUCCACCCGGCCACGUUCGCUUAUAACAACUCAACUCAUUCGGCCACGGAGGAUUCCCCUGCCUUUCUCUUAUACGGGGUUGAUCCCCGUUUUCCGAAUGCAUUCCCAGAAGAAGAUGAGGAGGACAUCGGUAACCAAGAGAGGAGUCCUGAUUUCGUCGAGAAAUUGAAUGUGUUAAGAAAGACUGCAUACGAAUUGGGGAGAAAGCGGAACUUAAAAAACAGAAUGAGAGAAAACAAUGGAAAAAAGGUUAAAGAAUGGAAAGAAGGUCAAAAGGUGUGGUUGCUCCGGAAGGGUAAACGGAAGGGAACAGGGAAAUUUUCCCCGAAAUAUGUAGGGCCAUAUACAAUUGUUCGUUUACUAGGCCCUGUAACUGUAGAACUGAGUGGUAAUCGUAGGGAAGAAAAACUGGUAGUACAUAUUGAUCGCCUAAAGGCCUACUACGCUCCAGUGUAUAAAGACAAGACGAAAAGAGCUCCGCAACGACGGGAAAUCAGGGAAACACCCAUAGAGAAAGAUGAGUUGGAAGAAGAAGAUCCAUAUGAACACUUGAGGAUGGAGAUAUCUAACAGAAGACAGAGAGCGGAAGAAGGCAACCACCGAUCAAGUGAACCUGAAGUUAAGAACGAUACAGGGACUGGUCAUGAAGGUAGUUCUGUAAAAAAACAACACCCGUACAAUCUCCGCGGGUGCAAACUUGACUACCGUAAGUUACAUUACGGUGUUUGAGACUU
Molecule: messenger RNA, 764 nt
Organism: Centruroides sculpturatus (bark scorpion)
Lineage: Eukaryota; Metazoa; Arthropoda; Arachnida; Scorpiones; Buthidae
Exons: 1
Coding region: 1-759 (252 amino acids)
Molecular function (GO): nucleic acid binding
Source: RefSeq, a predicted model, not a curated record